AGACCAAUCUUUUCGCCUAAAAAUGGCUCUGUCAGAAGAGGACAUAGCUUCCUCCCUCAGUGAACCAGACCAAGCUACAAAGGGCUUUACCUUUCAGCAGACCAUGCUUAGGGUAAAGGACCCUAAAGUGUCGUUGGAUUUCUACACACGUGUAAUGGGUAUGAGGCUUUUAAGGAAGUUCCACUUCCCAGAAAUGAAAUUUUCACUGUAUUUCCUGGGAUUCGAGGAAGCAGGCAGUAUUCCAAAUGAUGCUGAUAAGAGAACCAAGUGGCUUUGUGCCCAGAAAGCCACUCUGGAGUUGACUCAUAACUGGGGGACUGAGGAUGAUCCCGAGGUGAAGUACCACAAUGGAAAUUCUGAACCUAAAGGAUUUGGACAUAUUGGUUUCUCAGUGCCAGAUGUAGAAAAGACUUGUGAGCGAUUUGAAAAGCUGGGGGUCACAUUUGUUAAGAAACCUAAUGAUGGUAAAAUGAAAGGAAUAGCAUUUGUUCAAGAUCCAGAUGGAUACUGGAUUGAAAUUCUGAAUGGUGAAAAUCUUGUCAAGGUUACAAGAGAGUUUUCAUCAUAGAAAGGCUAUUAUGACCUGUUGGAGACUCCAUCUAAGAAGUGCUUAGACAACAUUUCAGGAACACCAUUUGAGUAACAAAUUAUAUUACCGUCUUCCAUGCAAUAUCUAGACACUACAUGUAGUUAAAGAAAUAUUGUUUGUUAUACUAUUAAAUACACUUGCACUCCUGUUAAUUACCAUUAGGAAUUAUGUGAAUAAAGCUAAAUACUAGACUUUCUUAAAGAUUUAA
This is a messenger RNA of Orbicella faveolata, 797 nucleotides long. Its product is annotated as lactoylglutathione lyase-like. Gene Ontology annotation, molecular function: metal ion binding; lactoylglutathione lyase activity. The record is from RefSeq and is a predicted model, not a curated record. NCBI's taxonomy places the organism in Eukaryota, Metazoa, Cnidaria, Anthozoa, Scleractinia, Merulinidae.